This is a messenger RNA of Symbiodinium natans, 1299 nucleotides long. The record is from the annotation of a GenBank genome assembly. Lineage: Eukaryota; Dinophyceae; Suessiales; Symbiodiniaceae.
AUGAACAACAUUCCUGCACUGCUUAACCACUUGGACGCCAACCGGGAGUCGCCCACCUUGAGCUUGGCGUACGCGUCCAUCUCAGAUGAAGGCAUCGUGGAGGUGUCGAAGUUCCUGCGGGACAAUCCGUUUGUGAAGUACUUGGACCUGCGAGGAAAUAACAUCCAGGCCAAGGGGGCCAUGGCCCUGGCUAACGGCAUUAAGAUCAAUAGAUCUUUGCGGAGCCUGAAUUUGAAAUGGAAUGCUAUUGGGAAAGACCCCAGUGGCUUGAAUGCGCUGUGCGACGUCCUGAAGUCGAACUUGACAGUUGGUCACGUUGAUCUUCGAAACAACCGUGUCAACAACGUGGGUGCAAAAUACAUCGGCGAGAUGUUAGCAUCUAACACGACCAUCACGCAUUUGGACCUCUCCUGGAAUGAUCUGGGUGCUGAUGGAGGAUUGGCACUGUUAGAAGGCCUGAAACACAACAGCACCGUUCUGGACUGUCAGCUUAGUGGUUCGAAGGUUGGUGAGGAGACGCUGCACGAAGUAGCCUUCAUUCUUCGGAGGAACAAAGCUUCUGCAGCGUACAAAGCCAGUCCCAAUUCGACUGGAGCACAAAUGGCUGCAGCCGAUGCCAAGACAGCCACACUUGGUAAACCAGUCGCUCCUGGUCGAGGUCAGGUGGACCGGAGCCAAGCAGAGGCGAAGGCUCCUUCUCCUGAAGCGGACUUGCAGCCUCCGAAGAAGGGCCCACAAGCGAAAGCAAACUGGACGCCAAAGGACAGUAGCACGCUGAUGCUACGAUUGAUGAUGAAGGAGAGGGAGCAGGUCCUACCAGAGGACAAGGUGUUCUACCAGCAGAUAGCAGAACAUAUUGAUAAGCUCCUGCUGGAAACCUCGAAGCACAAACAGGGGAGAGUCGAUGGUGAAGAGAGAGAGAAGCUGUCGACGACCGGCUUCCUGGAAAGGGAACAGAGGUAUAUCAAAGAGAUCCGGCAAACGGAGGAAGCUCUGCAAAGAGUUAUAAGUGAGAAGGAGUUCUCGCAGAAAGAGUUGGCUGCCAAGAGCGUGUCUCUCAAUCAGCUGAACGAGCAGAACACUUCUGCAGUACGCGAGUCCAUUGUCAUGCAGGAGCGCACAGCCGCAGAAGAGCAGCAGCUCAGAAAGGAAUUGCGGGAGCUCCAAGUUGAAAAGAAAGACCUUCAGGACAAGUUGGCCCUGAACGUCAAGGACCUGGAGCUCCUGGAACAGGAGAACGAGCGCUUGCGCCAGCAUGUGAAGUCUUUUCAGCGUGACGUCAACGAAAUUCUUGCAUGA